CCUGACCAAGCAGUGUCACGUGAUCCGCGCUCCAUUCUCGCCAUUUUGAGCGCAGCGUGAGAAAAAAGUGAGAGAGUUUUUUUUACUGCCUGAGAGUAAAACCUGCGAAUCACAAGCGCCGGGGGGCCAAAGAUCACUCAGAGUUGCCGCAUCAGUAUGGAGGACAGCAGUGGGGUUGCCAUCCUAGUCCCUUGCUCCAGGGAUCAUCAAGAUGUCUUCAUCCCUGAUUCACACAUUCAUGAUGUGGAAGAAGAGCAGGAGCAGCACAAGCAGGCUGCAGAUUCUCUCAUCCAAGUGAUUGAGAAGCUCAGUAAGAUAGUGGAGAAACGGCCCAGGCGAUGCACUCUCUCUGGAAAAAAGCGUCCUUCCAUGACUUGUGCCUCAGUGAUGGUGGCGGAUAGCAGAGAGGGCAGUGGAGGGGUUUCACCAUCCAAAAGAACCAGGGAGCAUGGAGAGGAGUGCCAGGAUCUCAGUUUUGCAUCAGUGCCCAUCAAAGAGCAGGACCUUAUUAACAGAAGUGCCCGCAUGGUUACCUGCUACCAGUGCAGCCUGUGUCGCUUCCUUUCUCCCACACUGAGUGCUUUGAAAGAGCACAUGAAGCAGCAUGAUGAGCAGCACAAUGAUCUCAUUCUCAUGUGCUCGGAGUGUUGUUUUACUUCCAACCAUCAGGAGGAGCUAGAAGCGCAUAUCAGGCUCCACUUUGAGGAUAGCGACUGCGCCAAGAGGUCCCCUGCAGAGCAGCAGACAGUAAAAGGAAAUCUGCAGGGAAGAAUGGGGUUCUCCACCGUGAAAUCUGAGACUGAAUCAGAGAAAAUGCCAGGAGCCCCUAAGAAGUGGUACAGCUAUGAGCAAGGUCGGUAUCGCUGCCUGAUAUGCAGUUAUGAAUGCGGGCAGCAGCGAAAUUUGAAAACGCAUGCCUGGAAGCAUGCUGGCCUGGUGGACUGCUCAUAUCCUAUAUUCGAAGAUGAUACUGACCAGCAUGAGGCUCACCCUUUUUAUAACCUGAACAGAAACCCAUCCUUAGAGCAGUGUAAAAAGCAGGAGGCUAUUGUGGUUCUUGCACCUGUUGGAGAACAAGCUCAGGUUCUGCGCAGUGCCACCUCCAUUCAGCUGGAACUGUGUGCAUCAACAAAUGUGAAAUGUGAGGGUGAUGUGGUGGCAGAGAGAGUGGAGGAGCUUGACAACCCUAUGCACAAUGUUUUCUCUGUCGAAGGAGCUCUGUCAGAGGAGCCCCCAGGAGAGGUUCAAGUGACUCCCGAGGCGCAGAUGGAGCUGGAGUUGGAGACAGAAAACCAGCAGACUAACACUGACAGCUUGUUGUCUUCAGUACAGAAGAUAAUCAGCUCCAGUGGAAACAGUGCCGGCCAUGUCAACGUCAUUGUGGAGAGGCUGCCCUGCACUGAAGAACCUGUAGCCAGCAAGCCUCUGCUCCUGAGCCCAGAGGUGGCUGGAUACAAGACCCUACUAGCUUCCCAGGAGGUGGGAAUUGAGAGCCAAUCUCACCCCAUGUACUGUGAGGAGCAGGUUCUGAUUGACUGGAAUGGCAGUGACGAGCAUCAGGAAAUGGAGAGUCAAGAGUCUGAUCCACCUCCGGUUGAGAAUCUGCCUCCAGCUCGUAGGAGGACACAUUCGGAGUGCUUGCGGUUGCACUCUUUGGCGGCUGAAGCCCUUGUGGCUAUGCCAUUGAGAGCUCCGGAGUUGAACAAGUCUGCUGUUAAGGCCACUUCGAGUGUGAUCUCUGACACAGGCCAGAAAAUACUUGAUCUGUCUGCUGCUUCUGCUGUAUCCAACACAAAGGUACCUUCAGCAGAGCUGGUGGCUGGGAGGCCAGGGUCAGCCACCCUUCUGAACCUCAGCCAGGGUUCCAGGGAAAAAUUAAUGUUGGAAGGACCUUCAAAAGCUGGUAUCAGCACAUCUUUACUGACUGUCAUUGAACGGCUACGAGAAAGGUCGGAUCAGAAUGCCUCCGAUGAAGACAUUCUAAAGGAGCUACAGGACAAUCCGCAGAUUCUGAAUGGCAGUAUGGCUACAGGGGAGGUGGAUGUGGCAGGUGAUUCUUCCUCCACAGAAGCUGAUCUGGUGGAGUACGUUGCUGGGAGUGACAGACCCUACCGCUGCCGUCUGUGCCUUUUCAGCAGUGGCAACAAGGGCUACGUCAAGCAGCACCUGCGUGUUCACAGGCAGAGGCAGCCUUACCAAUGCCCCAUCUGCGAGCACAUUGCCUCUGACAGCGAUGAUCUGGAGAGCCAUAUGAUCCACCACCGCAAGAGCCGCAUGUACCAGUGCAAGCACUGCAACGAGAUUUUUCACUAUAAGAGUCAGCUGAGGAACCACGAGAGAGAGCAACACGGAAUAAGUGACACCGCGGCAGCCCUCACGCCUGUUGGCGAAACCAAAGCGAACAUGGACGAGUCUGAAAAGAUGAUUGAUGAGGACUGUGUCAGCGAGCCGAAAGUGUAUAAAUGUGACAUGUGUGACUACACCAGCUCUACCUACGUUGGAGUGCGGAACCAUCGCAGGAUUCACAGUUCAGACAAACCCUACAGGUGCUGCAGCUGCGACUUCGCCACCACCAACAUGAACAGCCUGAAGAGCCACAUGAAGAGACACCCACAGGAGCACCAGGCUGUGCAGCUGCUCGAGCAGUACAGGUGCUCCCUCUGUGGAUACGUGUGCAGUCAUCCUCCAUCCCUCAAGUCCCACAUGUGGAAACACGCUGGGGAUCAGAACUAUAACUAUGAACAAGUGAACAAGGCCAUCAAUGAGGCCAUCUCUCAAAGCAGCCGGUCUCCUGUUGUGCCUUCAAAAUCAGGCCCGGAUCCAUCCAUAGACCGUCCAUACAUCAUUCUGAGCCAGAAGGAGAAGACAUCGCCUCCUUCAGCCCCGAGAAUGCUGGGGGUAUCGGUGAGGAAAGGAGGCACAGGGCUUCCGCCAGCAGGCAUGGAGUACUGCGUGCUGCUCUUCUGCUGCUGCAUCUGCGGCUUCGAGUCCACCAGUAAAGAACAGCUGAUGGAGCACAUGAAGGAGCACGACAUCUUCAGCAUCAUGCUGAGCAAGGAGCAGCAGGGAAGCCAGGCUUCUGAGGCCAGCCCAGCGCAGUGAGGGAAAUCAGUGUACACACAUACAGUAAAUCUCUUAAAAUUAGAGCCAGUAACUUUUUUUGCACAUUUUUUUUUCUUUAAUGCUUUUGAUACACUGCUUUACAGAUACAGAAUUUCUGCACUCUUAUUGUAUCUUUUCUUUCCCCUUUCUUCUCUUUCUCGAUGUCAUUAAGGUUUGUUCAAACAUAAUUCAAGAUUCAAAUGUUUCUUCUGAAAUGUUUUCAGACUGGUUUUUAAAAUUAACCAAGGAAACAUUUCAUAUUGUAAUAUUAUAGGUGAAUAUUUUCGACUGAAUGGCAUUUCAUACCUCAUGAAGCCACUUUUUUACAUGGUAUACAUGAAGAUCUUUCUGGUUAAUCAUCCACAGGGCAGCUUCUCUACUUCAUUGUAAUUUUAUUUAUCAGUAUUGUUUAUAUAGUCUUCAUGGUAAGGGAAGAAAGGAAAAAGUAUAGGUUAAUUGCCUUCUCGUUUGUCAAUAUUUGUGUUAAUAUUUAUCACGAUAAUUUAUAUCUUUGCAUGUACCCUUCCGUUAUGCUCACAGAAAGAGAACGGAUUGAUGCAAAUCCGUUCUUUUUUUGGUGCUAUUGACGCUUUCUUCGGGUCAUUUGGAGUGAAAGAAGCGUCACUUCAGGAAUGUAUCUUAAACCUACAGAUAAGCCAGUUGGAUGUGUGUGUUUAUCUGCUAGUACUGUUUAAAUACACAGUCACAAGACAUUCUAAUGGUCACUGGUCCAAAAACAAUCAGGUAAUAAAACUCCAUCCAAGACGAAUACUGCAGCGAAAGCCAAGUACAAUGUCAUACAUUAACCGUGAGGGAUUAUAACACGACCAUUUAAAGACUUGUGCAUUGGAUAUGGUGAUGUAUUGUAAUAUAAGUAACAUUUAUUAAAAGAUAUUUCCGUUUUCUUUCAUAGGACACCAUUGUCUUACUAGUAACAUAGCUUAAUGCUAAGUUCUUCCUUUUGUAUGUAAACAAAUACAGAAACUUGACUUUUUCCUUCGUUUUUUUUUUUUAGUUUACAUUUAAAAUUUAUGAUGUGAUUUUUACAAUUGAUAGGCCACAAAUGAUUAUUUAUAUAUAAAAUGUUUCUGUACGACUUUUAAACAUUGAUGGCUACCUCUGGUCAAAAUGUUCCCAAAAACUUCAACUUGAUAAAAUUAGUCUUAUGUUACCAAGGGAUAAUUUGCAUACCUUUAUUGAUUUCAUGCCAACAGUUAAGAAAAAUGAAAUCCAUAAUUCAUGGGCUUUGAGAUUGCAUUUGGGGAGAACAAUGUAUCAAGCAAAGUAAAUUAUUUUAUGUAAGAAUAUCUCUCUAGCACGCCAAAUUAUGAAUAUCUCAGCCUAAUUUACAGACGGAAGAGCAUGCAUCAGAAAGAUAAUGACUUAGUAUGCAUGUGGAGCAUGCAAUCACUUGAGCUCAUUGUGCAUUUUAAUCACAGUAAUUUGAGUUUAGCUGGGAUGCUCGGAAACCUUGUACGUUUCGGAAUUGCUUUCCCAUUUGGUUUUUAACACGCAUACAUCCAGUCAAGCGAUGUAGAUGCAAUCAGAUGUUGAGUGUAUGCAUUCUGAAUGCAAUUUGCUGUUUUGCAGUUCUCGUUAAUAAUGGAACAGCUUAUUAAUCUAUAUAGACUGUAGGAGAAGGUGGAGGAAGCAGAGGAAAGUGAAAGUAUAGCUAGUUUCGUAUGGUUUUUGGAGAUCAAAUAACCUUUGCCAUUAUUUGUGUAUUUAGCUUCAAUUCUGCACCCACUGAACUCGCAUACCUACAUACCAUGCAUCACAUUUUCUAAAAAAUCUCCGAACAUGGGUGCUCAGUAAGUUGUGCCUUCCAUUUUUACUCCUGAUUAGUUCCCUUUUAAAUUUAAGCCAAAUGUUGCCCCGUAACUGGUUGCGACUGAAUUAGGCCUUGACUCUAGGAUUUUGUUCUCAUAAUUUCUGCAGUGUAUUGACACAUGGUACUGUAGUAUGGCUUUAUACAUCACUGACUGUGUAUAUACUGAUAUAUUUUUUAAGAAUUUCUAUUUUAAGGCAACUUGUAAACACACUACAGGGGGAAAAACAAAAAAAAACAAACAAACAAAAAAAGGAGUAUCACCUAGCCAAAGCGUAUCAAAAAUGAUCCUCUUCUACUGUAGUCCUGAGUAAUGGAAAGGUUAUCAUCAGAAGUUUGUAAUGCUGCCAAAGGAGGAAGAGCACAGUAGACUUUAACAUUGUUAAUGCCUUUCAGCACUAUUUUUCAAGUUCAUAUUGUAGUGGUCGUGCAGGGCCAUAUUUCACAAACCUAGUGUUCCGUUCGUUUAUUUAUUUACACUUCAUAGACUGUAAAAUGUUAUGACUUGUAUUUUUGGUAUUAAAAACUGAACAAUGACAUCAA
Messenger RNA from Pangasianodon hypophthalmus (striped catfish), 5473 nucleotides. It is a transcript of the gene znf507, whose product is annotated as zinc finger protein 507. The transcript has 7 exons. Gene Ontology annotation, biological process: regulation of gene expression. Gene Ontology annotation, cellular component: nucleus. The record is from RefSeq and is a predicted model, not a curated record. Bases 157 to 3102 code for a protein of 981 amino acids. NCBI's taxonomy places the organism in Eukaryota, Metazoa, Chordata, Actinopteri, Siluriformes, Pangasiidae.